UAAAAUGAAAAAUUAAAUAUUACUCCAUAUUUCUUCUUAAAAGAAAAAAAGAAAAUGAGAAAAAGGGGAGAGAGAAGAAAACAAGUGGCGAAGUAUUUCAGUACGGUUAAAAAAGAAUCGGAGGAUUAAGAUUAAGUGAUUAACGAUAUGCGUACAACCUUUUUCAGUUGAACGUACAAUCAAUCGAAGCGAACAAUCUAUAUCUUUACACAAAUACCGCGUAACACAAGUUGAUUUUUUCCAUUUGAAUCAAACUUCAGUUAUCGGCUGUUGUCUCUCGCGCACUCUCUCUCUCUCUCUUCUCUCUUUUUCUCUCUCAUUCUUUUUCUCUCAAAAUUCACGCGCACACAGAGAUGUCUACAAUGCACUGAAAUAUCAUCUGACAUAUAUAGAUAGAUUCGUAUAUAGAUACAGAUAUUUUCCACAUAGCCGUUGUAUUGCUUAGAGUAUAAGGAAAGGCGAAACAUAGGAGAGAGAGAGAGAAAGAAACAGGGGAAAAGGGCGGUGUUUCGAUUGGAUAAUGCCGCCGGCGAGGAUUCUGGUGGCUCAGGCAAUUGCGGCGGCGGCGCUACUUUUGGCGAUGUCGGUGGGUGGGGAGGGGAAGGGAAUGGUGCUGAGCUUGGAGAGGGCGAGUCAUGAGGGAGUUGGAAUGAGUCAACUCAGGCACCGCGACCGAGUCAGGCACGGUAGAUUGUUGCAGCAACAGCCCUCCGGCGUCGUUGAUUUUUCCGUCGAAGGCACCUACGAUCCUUAUCUUGUAGGGCUAUAUUAUACAAGAGUAAAAUUGGGGACUCCUGCAAAAGAAUUCUAUGUACAGAUAGAUACUGGCAGUGAUGUGCUAUGGGUUAGCUGCAAUCCAUGUAAUGGCUGCCCCACAUCCAGUGGACUUCAAAUAGAGCUCGAGUUUUUUGAUCCACCCAGCUCAUCCACGGCUUCACCAAUAUUAUGCUCUGACCAGAGGUGUGCUUUGGGAGCUCAGUCAUCUGAUUCUGGUUGUUCGGGCCAGAAUCAGUGUGGGUAUACCUUCCAGUAUGGUGAUGGCAGUGGGACAUCUGGCUAUUAUGUGUACGACUCGAUGUAUUUCGACUCUAUAGUUGGGAACUCAUUGGCUUCAAAUAAUUCAGCACCUGUUGUUUUCGGUUGUAGCACAUCACAAACUGGGGACCUUACCAAGCCAGAUAGGGCAGUUGAUGGUAUAUUUGGUUUUGGACAGCAGGGAUUAUCUGUGAUUUCACAGCUUUCAUCGCAGGGAAUCACCCCAUAUUCGUUUUCUCAUUGUUUGAGAGGAGAGAGUGGUGGUGGUGGUAUAUUGGUGCUUGGUCAAAUAGUGGAGCCAAAUAUGGUUUACACUCCUCUUGUUCCAUCACAGCCACAUUACAAUGUAAACCUACAAAGUAUAGCUGUAAAUGGGCAGACACUCAACAUUGAUUCAUCAGUCUUUGCGACUUCAAGCAACCGUGGAACAAUAAUUGAUUCGGGCACAACUUUGGCAUACCUUGCGGAAGAGGCUUACGAUCCAUUUGUUACUGCAAUUACAGAAACUGUUUCAGGAUCUGUGCGCCCUCUUCUUGCGAAAGGAAAUCAAUGCUAUCUAACGACCUCAAGUGUCUCAGAAAUAUUCCCACAAGUUACUUUAAACUUUGCUGGUGGUGCAUCAAUGAUUCUCAGGCCCCAAGACUAUCUUUUGCAGCAAAAUUCUAUUGGUGGUGCUGCUGUGUGGUGCAUCGGCAUUCAGAAAAUUCAGGGUCAAGGAAUUACAAUUUUAGGAGAUCUCGUUCUGAAAGAUAAGAUUGUGGUGUAUGAUAUAGCUGGACAGAGGAUCGGAUGGGCGAACUACGACUGCUCGUCGUCUGUGAACGUCUCCACAACAACCAGUACAGGUAAAACUGAGUUCUUCAAUGCUGGACAAGUUGACAAUAGCAGCUCGGCAAGAGGCUACACGCUUUUCAAGCUUAUACCGAGCGCCGUUGUAGCUCUACUACUGCAUAUAGCAUUCUUUGGUGUCCCUCCAUUAUUGGGAUGAUUCAUGGGUGAGAAGCUGUUGCUGAGAGGUUUUUUUGUAAAUUCUUUUCACUUUAGUAGUUUGUGUUGUUACUUAUUACAGGGCUCUGAAUGUGGCAGUCUAUGUUGUAUACUUAGAUAAAUUUGCAGGCUUCUAAGUUAAGAUGAAAUAUAUCUUUAUUAGAAUAGAAUUGGUCUUGUGUCUUGUUGUACACUAAUUCGUUUAACAAUUAGAUUUAUUACACGGAUUUUUUUUUUUUAAUUUAUUUAAC
Messenger RNA from Salvia miltiorrhiza (redroot sage), 2273 nucleotides. RefSeq names its product aspartic proteinase 36-like. The transcript is spliced from 10 exons. NCBI's taxonomy places the organism in Eukaryota, Viridiplantae, Streptophyta, Magnoliopsida, Lamiales, Lamiaceae. Gene Ontology annotation, molecular function: aspartic-type endopeptidase activity. The record is from RefSeq and is a predicted model, not a curated record. Gene Ontology annotation, biological process: proteolysis. The coding region runs from base 521 to 2023 and encodes 500 amino acids.